AUUUCAUGGUUUUCUUUUUCAAUAAAUCCAGCCCCCUCUCUUCUCCACACUAUAAACAUAAACCUUAUUCAUGAACCGGAGAGAAAGUUCAACAAAUAUGAUUGUUUCAUCUCAAUGGAAUCGUAGGUUCAAAAGUUCAUUCAUAAAACCAACUAUUCUAGCUUUCAUAACUUCAACUUUGAUAGUAUUCUACAUUUUUUCUACCUUAAGACUUCUCAAUAUUCAUCCUCAUCAAACUCAGCUUGAAAUAAAAACACCAUUGGAUAUCAGCUCUUCUAAUUUGAGAAUUGUGGUUCAAGAAAUACAGAAAUAUAACAAGCCAAUCAAAGAUGAUGAAACUCUAACUCUUUUAUUACCGAAUUCUACUGUUUUGCCUUUGCCUGAGCCAUUUCCAAUUUCUAAACCGGAGCUUCAAGUCGGUUCAAGAGAUCAGAAAUUCGUGAAGAACAAAGACGUGUUUCAUGACAAGGAUCUCUUCCAAGAAGAAUACAAGGAAAUGAAUAGAACCCUAAAGAUAUAUGUGUAUCCCCACAAGAAGAACGACCCUUUUGCAAAUGUGCUAUUACCAGUUGACUAUGAACCAGCAGGGAACUAUGCAAGUGAGAGUUAUUUCAAGAAAGCCCUUUAUAAAAGCCAUUUCAUCACAAAUGACCCCAAAGAAGCUGACCUCUUUUAUCUUCCAUUUUCUAUAGCAAGUCUAAGGAAUGACAAGAGGGUAGGGGUUGGUGGGAUCCAAGAUUUUGUGAAAAAUUAUGUGUUUGAGAUAAGUGAAAAAUACCCAUAUUGGAAUAGGUCAGGAGGGGCUGACCAUUUCUAUGUUGCAUGUCAUUCUAUUGGAAGGACAGCAAUGGAGAAAGCUAUUCAUGUGAAGUUAAAUGCUAUUCAAGUGGUUUGCUCUUCAAGUUACUUCCUAUCUGGUUAUGUUGCUCAUAAAGAUGCUUCCAUUCCUCAAAUUUGGCCUAGAAAAGGAGUACAUAUACAUUCUAAAAAUGGUCCUUCAAAAAGGCAAAAGCUAGCCUUCUUCGCCGGAGCAAUGAACUCCCGAGUACGUGAAAACCUAGUUCAAGUAUGGCGAAACGAUUCCGAGAUCAUUGUCCACAGAGGCCGAAUGAAAACGUCCUACUCGGAGGCGUUACAGGGCAGCAAAUACUGUAUUCACGCUAAAGGUUUCGAGAUCAACACUGCCCGAAUUGGUGACGCCCUUUACUACGGUUGUGUUCCAGUGAUAUUGGCCGAUCAUUACGACCUUCCAUACACUGACAUACUUAACUGGGAAAGCUUCUCCGUUAUCGUUUCAUCUCUUGACAUUCCAAUACUGAAGAAAAUUCUUGAAGAAAUAGAGUACGAUCGGUACGCGGAGCUUCAAAAGAAUGUAAUGCAAGUGCAGAAGCAUUUUCAGUGGAACUCUUUUCCGAAAGAUUUUGAUGCUUUUCAUAUGGUUAUGUAUGAGUUGUGGACUCGAAGAAGCCAUUUGAGACAGAUCUACUGAAAAAAAUUGUUAAGCACUUGUAUAACUAGGUGGUGAAAACCAAUUUUUCAUCCCGUCGAAGUACCACAUGAAUUGUUGGUAUUGUUAAAUCUUUAUGUCUUUGUAAAUUCUAGGUAGAACAUAGGUUGAGAAUUGUUCAUAGCGUUAUUUAUGUUCUGUUUUUAGCUAUAAUGGCAAGUACACUUGAGGCCAGACAGAUAUAACAGUUAAUGUAUUUAUAUUUUUUCUUCA
Molecule: messenger RNA, 1720 nt
Organism: Nicotiana tabacum (common tobacco)
Lineage: Eukaryota; Viridiplantae; Streptophyta; Magnoliopsida; Solanales; Solanaceae
Product: putative glycosyltransferase At5g03795
Molecular function (GO): glycosyltransferase activity
Source: RefSeq, a predicted model, not a curated record